Messenger RNA from Cryptomeria japonica (Japanese cedar), 1598 nucleotides. Its product is annotated as probable polygalacturonase At1g80170. The transcript has 10 exons. The coding region runs from base 143 to 1507 and encodes 454 amino acids. Gene Ontology annotation, molecular function: polygalacturonase activity. Gene Ontology annotation, biological process: carbohydrate metabolic process. The record is from RefSeq and is a predicted model, not a curated record. Lineage: Eukaryota; Viridiplantae; Streptophyta; Pinopsida; Cupressales; Cupressaceae.
UAUCAUUUUAAAAAAUUAAAGCCAAAAAAAUAUCUAUAAAACCAAAUCUCCUAAAUUAUAAUUAACUGAUUUUUCUGUUGCAUGCAUUUGGAUUUUGCUUAUAUUCUAUGUUGCAUGCAAACUCAAGGCGACGUGUUUUUCAAUGAACUCAAUAUUCUUCCUAAGGAAUUUUAAGGAAUCCUGCCAUAUAAAGAAUAUUGGAGAAUUACAGUUAAAAUUCAUCCAAGCCCGAGAGCUCUUGUUAUUUGAAAACUCAGUGGCAAUGGCGGCCAAGGUGAUUCAUGAGUUUAUCUUCGCUGUUACUCUCAUUGCUUUGCUGGUGGAUUUGUGCUGGGCAACCCAGAGAAUUUCUGAUAAAAGUUCAGCAAAGUUACUAGACGUCAUGGCAUAUGGUGCAGUUGGUGAUGGAUCCACAGAUGAUAGCCCGGCUUUCAUGAGAGCUUGGGAGGCAGCAUGCAAGUCAUCCUCUAAUGGGAAGAUGGUGGUAACAAGUGGAAUGAAGUUCCUGCUCAAUCCUACCACAUUCUCUGGCCCUUGCAACUCUCCUGUUCAAGUCCAUAUUCGAGGAGUAAUAAUUGCUCCACAGCAAUCUGCAUGGAAAAAUGGAGAUACAAGUAAGUGGCUUGAGUUCUCAGGAAUCACUGGCCUCCGAAUAGGUGGUGGAGGUAUCAUAAAUGGCCAAGGCCAUCUUUGGUGGGAAAAAUCUUGCAAAGUUAACAAGAAAAAUCCUUGCAGGAAGGCACCCACGGCAAUGUAUAUUCAUAGUUGCAAGGACGUUGUGGUGAAAAAUCUGCAGUUUGUGAAUAGCCAACAAAUGCAUCUUGCCAUUUUUUACUCGUCUGGAAUCCAUGUGAGUGCACUCACAAUAAGAGCUCCAAAAGAAAGCCCAAACACUGAUGGCAUUCAUCUACAGGGGGUUACCGAUGCAAAUGUUUAUAACUGUGACAUUGCAACAGGGGAUGAUUGCGUCUCCAUAACGUCUGGAAUGUCCAGAACAUAUAAUGUUCUUAUUCAAAGCAUCAAAUGUGGACCAGGACACGGCAUCAGCAUUGGAAGCCUAGGAAAGGGUGGAGAGAAAGCAAGCGUGGAGAAAAUCAGAGUCAGAGAUGUUGUGUUUGAUGGAUCAGACAAUGGAGCUAGAAUCAAGACUUGGCAGGGUGGUUCCGGGUAUGCAAGAAAAAUUGUAUUUUCAAACAUUACGGUUAAAAAUGUUGGUUAUCCGAUCAUUAUAGAUCAAAAUUACUGCGACUCUUCUAAACCCUGCAAGAUUAAUCAGAAAUCAGCAGUGCAAAUUGAAUAUGUUACUUUUGAAAAUAUCAGAGGGACAUCAACGCAGGAGCAAGCGGUGAAAUUUUUAUGCAGUCAGAGUGUUCCAUGCAAAGAUAUUAUUGUGAGAAAUGUAGAUAUAAAAUCAGUGGUGUCAUCUUCGACAAUAUCUGUGUGCCUCAAUUCUUAUGGCUCAGCUUUUGGGCAUGUCAACCCACUAAGUUGUCUUCAGAGGUUGUGAUUUCUUUUCUCAUCAAUAUUCUAUAUACCUAAAAUCACCAUCAUAAGGAUUUUAAAAUGUAGCCAAACUUUAAGAGAUUCUCUUAUAAAAU